Hibiscus syriacus is the source of this 2695-nucleotide messenger RNA. Its product is annotated as putative pectinesterase/pectinesterase inhibitor 45. NCBI's taxonomy places the organism in Eukaryota, Viridiplantae, Streptophyta, Magnoliopsida, Malvales, Malvaceae. The record is from RefSeq and is a predicted model, not a curated record. Gene Ontology annotation, molecular function: pectinesterase inhibitor activity; pectinesterase activity. Bases 95 to 2566 code for a protein of 823 amino acids. The transcript has 3 exons. Gene Ontology annotation, biological process: cell wall modification.
AUAUAUUGUUAUUGGGUUUCUUUGAUUCCCCUCUCUGCCUUGGCUUGAAACUAAGGCAGAGAGAUCUCACUGCCUCAGCCAAAGAUUGAUAAAAAUGGUGUUUCAAGAUUUUGAUUUUAUACAAGAACGUCGGAGACAGGAGAGACAACGGGUACUCAAAAAGAGGGUAACCAUUGCCUUGUCUAUCUUAGUCCUUGCUGGUAUUGCGGCGGCGAUUGCCAUGGCUUUUGUUUCUAUGAAAAGUAGCACCCAAAAUAGUAACAAAAAGGAGAACAAGGGCGAUAAUAAUAACAGCGACCAGAAUAAAUCAAACGCUCAACCUCCUCCAUCAACCCCGCCAGCAACCCCACCACCUUCUCCUAAACCAUCAUCGCCAAAACCUCCAAAACCAUCAUCUCCCAAAGCUACGAAAGCUCCAGCGCCAUCACCAAAAGCUCCAUCUCCUGCUCCUGCUCCAUUUCCAAAACCUCCAUCAUCUACACCAGCUCCGGCUCCAUUUCCAGAACCUCCAUCAUCUACACCAGCUCCAUCUCCAUCACCUUUACCAACAUCAUCAUCGCUACCUCCAUUACCUGCACGAAUACCAUCAUCUCCAUCUCCAUCACCUUUACCAACAUCAUCAUCGCUACCCCCAUUACCUGCACGAAUACCAUCAUCUCCAUCACCUGCAAUACCAUCAUUUUUACCAAGACCAUCAUCUCCAUCUCCAUCACCUUUACCAAGACCAUCAUCUCCAUCUCCAUCACCUUCACCAACACCAUCAUCCCUACCUCCAUUACCUGCACCAGUACCAUCAUCUCCAUCACCUUUACCAAUACCAUCAUCUCCAUCUCCAUCACUUUUACCAAAACCAUCAUCUUUACCUCUAUUACCUGCACCAAUACCAUCAUCUCCAUCAUCUCCAUCACCUUUACCAACAACAUCAUCUCUAACUCAAUUACUUGCACCAAUACCAUCACAUCCACCAACUCCAGCACCUGCUCCAGCUCUGGCUCCAUCAGCAGCACCCAAAGAAUUAGUGACAUCGUUUUGCGAGGGUACAACUUACAAGAGCUUAUGUUCGGACACCCUUGCGAAGACAAUAGCACAGAAUCCAAAUUUGGUGACUCAACCCAAAGAACUCGUCAAGUCUUUCAUCACAUCAACGACCGAAGAACUUGACAAGGCCUUUUCUAAAGCCAGCACAAUCGUAUUGCAUACCGAAUUGGAAAUAAGAGCAUUUGAUGUUUGUAGAGAAGUGAUGGAAAAUGCCAAGGAAGAAUUACAGAGUUCUGUUGAUAGAAUGGGAACAAUUGUUCCAGGGAAGCAACCAACCGAUGGGGACUUGACCAGUUGGUUAAGUGCUGUAAUGUCGUACCAGGAAACGUGUGUUGAUAGCUUCCCUGAGGGACCAUUGAAGCUCCAGUUCGGGACUACCCUCAACAGUAGCGAGGUUUAUACUAGCAAUUCCCUUGCCGUGGUUAGUGAAUUGGAUGGAUUGAUGAAUCCACAUCAGGAGAAGCCAACCCUUAAACGUAGCCUCUUACAAACCAGAUUUCCGUUGUUGGCCAAGGAUGGGCUUCCCAGCUGGAUAAACGAUGAAGAACGCAGGCUGUUGAACGAAGAGGAAGAUGACAUGCCAAAACCAAAUGUAACCGUGGCACAAGACGGUACCGGAAUGUUCAGAACAAUUAAUGAAGCUCUUGCUGCCAUGCCACCAAAAUAUGAAGGAAGGUAUGUGAUAUUUGUCAAGAAAGGAGUAUAUGCCGAGACUGUAAUCAUUACAAAGAAGAUGGUGAACCUUACCAUGUAUGGUGAAGGAUCACAGAAGUCCAUUAUCACAGGGGAUAAAAAUUUUAUUGAUGGAAUCCCCACUUACCAUACCGCAACUUUCGUGGUUGCUGCUCCUGGAUUUAUGGCAAAAAGCAUGGGAUUCAGAAACACUGCGGGGCCCGACAAACAUCAAGCAGUGGCAGUGAGAGUCUCCGGCGAUAAGGCGGUUUUCCUUAACUGUCGCUUCGAGGGGUUCCAAGACACCUUAUACGCGCAUACUCACCGCCAGUUCUAUCGAAGUUGCGUGGUCACCGGCACCAUAGAUUUCAUCUUCGGUGACGCGGCCGCCGUGUUCCAGAACUGUUUGAUUUACGUUAGACAACCCAACCCCAACCAAAAGAACAUCAUCACAGCCCAAGGGAGGAAAGACAAGUACGAAACGACCGGCUUUGUGCUACAAAACUGUAAGAUAUUACCAGAAGCACCAUUUAAACCAGUCGCAAAUCAAUUCAAGAGCUACCUAGGCAGGCCCUGGAAGCUAUACUCGACGACCAUCAUAAUGGAAUCACUGAUCGAGGGCUUCAUUGACCCUGCUGGAUGGCUUGAAUGGCAAGGCGACUUUGCACUCAACACCCUUUUCUACGGAGAGUUUAACAACACGGGGCCUGGCGCGAGAACUGACCGUAGAGUGAAGUGGGCAGGGAGAAGGGAUAUUAACAGGGAAGAAGCCAUGAGAUAUACAGUAGAAACAUUCUUAGAUGGUGCAUGGGUAAAGGAAACUGGUGCUAAUGUUCGUAUGGGACUGGGGAGUUGAGGAUUCAUUUUCGUGGUGUUUAAUUAUCUCAUGAAGAACAGUACUAGUAAACAGAGAUAAUUCAAUGCCAUGAAUAUCGAUGUUUUCUAAUUUCCCUCUCAUGAAAAAGAUUUGAGCGUAAUGACAUCA